Helianthus annuus (common sunflower) is the source of this 1780-nucleotide messenger RNA. RefSeq names its product probable purine permease 5. The record is from RefSeq and is a predicted model, not a curated record. Gene Ontology annotation, cellular component: membrane. Bases 450 to 1523 code for a protein of 357 amino acids. Lineage: Eukaryota; Viridiplantae; Streptophyta; Magnoliopsida; Asterales; Asteraceae. The transcript is spliced from 2 exons. Gene Ontology annotation, molecular function: purine nucleoside transmembrane transporter activity.
AUCAGUGUUUGUAAUUUACUCUGAUGUAUCUGUUCCUUUUAUGUGUGUUUGAGAUUGAAGAAAUUGGACGACGUCGUUUUAUAAGUCGGUUAGGAUUGGUAGGUUUAAGUUUUUGAGAACAAAUUUGUUAGGUUUUGUGAAGUUGAGGAGAAUGUUUGCAGUAUUAUCACGUGAAUUUGAGUAUGAUGACUGACGACGUUGACUUUUUAUACUUGUAUUGGUUUGUUUGACAAUUAGUUAUUAAGUCAGAAACAAGUACAUAAGGAUUUGGACAGAAAAACACAAGUUGUAGAAUUGUAGAGAUUUUCAAGGUGAAAAACUUUUAGCUUUUUCAAAGUUUUUGGUAGGUGGAUUUGCUAGAGUUGCACCCCUUUUAGGACAGUACAGGAGUUUGUGGAGACGUAUGAGGCCUGAGUGUCCGUGUUUACAGUCGUAUAAAAGGCGAAACAAUGGAAGAAGUGGAGGCGCCACCAAAAUCCGUUCACGACAAAAUAACCGAUUACAAGAACAUGGUUGUCGACGCAUAUAAGAACAAACCCGUCUCAUAUUGGAUACUCUUACUCUUAAGUAGCGCGGGAAUGCUUAUAGCUUUCCCCGCUUCUAGUCUUCUUUCACGACUAUACUUUUCAAACGGUGGCAAAAGCAAAUGGAUCAUUUCAUGGGUAUCGGUUGCAGGGUGGCCCAUCCCGCUUUUCAUCUUACUCCCUAUGUACUUCUUCACCAAAGCGUCCCCAACUCCGUUAACGUUAAAACUCGCUUUAUCCUACAUCGGUUUGGGUUUCUUAAGCGCUGCUGAUAAUCUCAUGUACGCAUACGCGUACGCGUAUCUCCCUGCGUCAACGGCCUCCCUUUUAGCGUCAACAGUCCUAAUAUUCUCCGCAAUAUUCGGGUAUUUUAUCGUCAACAACAAGAUUAAUCUCUCUACUAUAAACUCCAUCGUGGUAAUCACAGCCGCCAUGAUUAUAAUCGCCUUGGAUUCGGAUUCCGAUCGGUUUUCGUAUAUUACCGACACCCAGUACGCGCUCGGUUUUAUGUGGGAUAUUCUCGGAUCCGCGCUUCACGGCCUGAUCUUCGCUCUUUCUGAACUCGUGUUCAUAAAACUACUAGAAGGAAGAUCGUUUCACGUAGUGUUAGAGCAACAAGUAGCGGUGUCCUUCUUUGCGUUCGUUUUUACAACAAUCGGGGUCAUCGUAAACAAUGAUUUUCACGGGAUGAGCGCUGAAGCGAAAAGUUUUAUAGGCGGGGAAAGUACAUACUAUAUGGUUAUUAUUUGGGGCGUUAUUACGUUCCAAUUGGGAGUUUUGGGUUCAACCGCAGUGUUAUAUUUAUCGUCCACUGUGUUAGCCGGUGUACUUAACUCGAUAAGGGUACCACUCACAAGCAUUGCAGCUGUUAUACUUAUGAAUGAUCCUAUGAGCGGUUUCAAGAUUUUAUCGCUUGUUGUUACUUUCUGGGGAUUCGCGUGCUAUAUAUACGCAAGUUACCCUCUAAGUCAUGUUUCUUCUUCAUCUUCUAGUUGCUAGUUUUUUCGUAUUUGCCUUUUAAUCGAAAGGCUUAUGCAUACGUCUGUUUAAACAUCAGUCUUUGCCGUCUAACAAAAGGUUAUAGAUGGCCUGUGUGUUAUAUAUGUUAUAUGUUGUCAGCUUUUUUAGUUUGUUUGCAGCAUGUAAACAUACUACUUAUCAUUUAUGCUUGUUUAUAUACGUAUUUCGUAUACAUUGUAUGUUGUAAAAGUAAAACACAGUUUGUUCUAGAGAUGGGAACAGAUUUUUAACAGGUA